Molecule: messenger RNA, 12854 nt
Organism: Macrobrachium nipponense
Lineage: Eukaryota; Metazoa; Arthropoda; Malacostraca; Decapoda; Palaemonidae
Gene: Sirt7
Product: dentin sialophosphoprotein-like
Exons: 9
Coding region: 14-3808 (1264 amino acids)
Cellular component (GO): nucleus; chromatin
Molecular function (GO): NAD+ binding; histone H3K18 deacetylase activity, NAD-dependent
Source: RefSeq, a predicted model, not a curated record
AAACACCAGAGAGAUGGAGGAGGCAGACAGCGGCCAGCCGCCAGAGCCUGGCAAAAGGAAGGCCGCUGCUACUGCUACACUCAAUAUAUCAAAGAAAAGCGGCACGCGUAUGAAAAGAGUCUCGUCGAUUUUGAGGAAAAAGCAUGAAUCCUUAACCGCAGAGGACAAGCGUGUACUAGAAGAAAAUGCUGAACUUGUUGAACAAUAUAAUAAAAGGAAAGAAAAGCGUGCAGUAUGGCUGUCUCGCAAAACAGAACUGGAGGAUUCCGCAGAGGAAUUAGAGGAGAAGUGCAAACAGAUGGCCCAGGCUAUUCAUGAUGCUGAAUUUCUUGUGGUUUAUACUGGAGCGGGGAUAUCCACUGCAGCGUCCAUCCCAGACUAUCGAGGUCCUAAUGGAAUCUGGACUCUUCUACAGAAGGGUCAAGAUAUUGGGCAUCAUGACUUGUCUGCAGCUGAACCAACUCUCACGCACAUGGCCUUGUCAGCGUUAUACCAUCAAGGCAUAGUGAAACAUGUAGUCUCUCAGAACUGUGAUGGUUUGCACUUACGGUCUGGUUUACCUAAAAGUGCUAUGUCAGAGGUGCAUGGAAAUAUGUACAUAGAGGUUUGUAAAAACUGUGUGCCAGCGAGAGAAUAUGUAAGGACCUUUGAUGUUACAGAGAGAACGUCAACUUUUAAACACACAACCGGGCGGCGCUGCUAUAGAUGUGGUGAACCCUUAAUAGAUACCAUUGUACAUUUUGGUGAGCGUGGAAAGUUGAGAUGGCCUCUGAACUGGCAAGGAGCAUGUCAAGCUGCUAAUGCUUGUGAUACAAUCUUGUGCUUAGGGUCUAGCUUAAAGGUGUUAAAGAAGUAUCCGUGGCUUUGGCAAAUGGACCGUCCUCCAAAGAAGAGGCCAAGUUUGUAUAUCGUAAACUUACAGUGGACUCCGAAGGACAAGGAUGCAACCCUUAAGAUAAAUGGGAAGUGUGAUGUGGUCAUGGCCCUAGUUAUGAAGGCAAUGGGGUAUGAACUACCCUAUUACUGUCGUGCAAACGACCCUAUCUUCUACUUGGCAACCCCACUUCACGAAGCUGAGGUUAAUAUAUCAACUCGUCCUCAACUGGUCCCUCCAUCAGAAGAUGAUGAGGAACCAGAUGUUGAAAAUGUCACUGAUGAUAAAUCCAAGGAAUGCACAACAGCCACUUCUCAGGCAUCUGAAGGUGAUGUUAGAUGGAAAGACAGUGAUGGUAAUAUUGUGGAGGAAAAUAAAAGGAGAAAAGUUGAGGAUGAUGAGGAAAAGUUUUCAGAGAACAAGGAUCUUUUGAUAAAAAGUGAAUCAGAAUCUCCUGAAGAUAUAAAAACUGAGGUGAAAACUGAAAUAAAGAAUGAGUUGGACUGUGUUAAAAGUGAGUCAAAAGAUGAUGUUGGUCAUGUUAAUGGGAUUUGCACUGCUUUGGAUUUGACAAACUAUAAUUUAUGUAAGAGAGAAGAUGCCACAGAUUGUAGUACUUUAAAUAUGAAAAAUGAAGAACCUAUCAAAACUGAACAGCAGUUUAAUGAAGUUGAAUCUGAAAAUCAUGGUAACAAUGGCGAUGCUUGGACUUGCGGGUUUGGGCAGCUGUACAAAGCACUGAUGAGUAAAAGUAUUGAUUUGAACGAACCCUAUUCCACAACCUUCAGAGAGAGCAUGUUAGCAGAGGAAGUCAAGAGUGAAGCUUCAGAGAAUGAAGUCAAUGCAAUGUCUUUAGAGGAAUCUCUUGAAGAUGACGACGUGAAAAGUGAAGCCUCAGAUCGAGGGGCUGCAAUAGAAUCUUUUGAAGAUUCAUUGGAAGGUGAUGAAGGGAAAAGCCAACCACUUGAGGAAGCCACGGCUGACUCAAGUAUGGGUUUAGGAGAGUCCUAUGUAGAUUCUGUAGAAGAUGAUGCAAAAAGUGAAUUCUCAGAAAGUGAUGAAGAGCCUCAAACUUCUGAAGGAGAUGAUGUCUGGCUGAGUGAUGAAGCAAGUGGAAAUAUAGUAAGUCCGAGACUAGACCCUAUUAAAACCAGUGAUAGCUCCUCAGAUUCCGAAGUUAGUGAAAAAUCUGAUGAUGACUACGAGGGAGUUGAAAAUGUAAACACAAAUGUAUCUAGUGAUUCCAGUACUACAAACUACUUCAAAUUAGCUUAUGCCUCGACUAACAUUCAGAUGGCUCAGCAAGGCCGUGCUCUCCUUCAGCAGAAUGAAUUUUAUGGAACUGGCCUUUGUAUUAGAUCUUUAGGUGGUUCCAAAAACAAAACGAAUUAUGUAGGACAAUCACGUAUUGAUGCUGAGCGAAGAUCAAGUGUUGAGACACUGUCAGAAGGCCAACAGCCUCUUGAUCUUUCUCUCCCAGUAAAUUGUAAGAGUUUUGAUGCAAACCCAAACAAUUUGGAUAGACUGAACUGUAAUGAUUUAAGUGAUGUUAGAAGUACUAUUACCCAUGAGAUGUGUGCUGUUGACAAAGAGAAAAUUUCUAGUCUUCCCAGUUGCCAUAGAUCAUUGUCUAAUCCUGUACAGAGUGAUAAUCUUGCCAGUAUCAAGGGAGACUCACUGUAUGGUGGUGUUUCUGUAGAUACUUGUAGUGGUGGUACUAAGUUAGUUGAUUUCUACAAUUCUUUUAUGAGUGAAAGAUUGAAAGAUGUGUGUACUAAUUUAACUAAACAAGAAAGCUUGCAGGUUCUCGAGAACAAAUCCUUAGGUAGAAAUGGUUUUCAGGACAUGGAUAAUAGCCUCUUGGUACGAACACACAUAGUUGAUGGCAUCAUUCAAACAGCGUGUGCAGAGAGCGCUGAGGAUAAAGAUUCUGAUCCAUCUGGAAAGUCGAGUGUUCCUCUAACAAAAGUGAAAUUUCCUAGAUCCGAAUUUUUCCAACAGAAUGAACUUUCUGAAAAAGAGGAAUUGAAAGACCUUUGGUAUCAGAGUUUUUGUAACACAAGGGCAGGGAAGAAUUCAAACUCUUUAGCAAGUCAUUAUAAAGUGAAAAAUGGAAAAGUUGUGAGACAGAAGAAAGAAAAUGGACUUGAUUUCAGUGUCUCCAGAAGUGACUUAAAUUCUAGUUCUGAAAAGUCUAGUUCCUUUAUCUUGAAGGACAUAUGCGCGGAGGCAAUGAAUGAUAGUGUUGCUCGUCAGAAAGGUUCAACCAAGAGAAAGCUAAAAGGCUGUGACAAUGAGGAUGUUAAGUACAUAUGGUUUUGGGGAUUUAACAGUAAUACAGAAAAUAGCAAUAAUACUCCUGACAAGAAAUGUAUCACUUUGAGCGAUAAUUCAUCAAAUAGCAACUCAGAAAAUAUGAGAGGAUCGGAAGGUAGCGAUGGAGCUGAUAGCCCCCCUGUGGCUCGUGUUACAAGAAGUAGAACGCGAGCUUCAAGUGACUCAAAAGUGGUUGUUGAGCCAGAAGUGUUUAGGUGUCACUGUAGUGGUACUAAUCCUGAUCUGUGUCAAGUUGCUAGAGAAAGACCACCUAGGGAGAAAUGUGAAGAUGUUGAGAAAGCAAGGGAGUUGUUUAGACGAAGACGGCUUUACAACUAUCGGAAAUACGAGCCUGUGUUCGAGAAAGAACUGGAGAGCUUUACUUUUGAAAGGAGUAAAGCAAAGAGAAAAUCCAAAUUUGAGCUGAUGCAAGAACAGGAUGAAGAUGGGGAGGAGGAUGAAGAGGAGGAGCAGGACAAUGAACCGAAAGAGGAAGAACAGAAAAUGAGUGAUGUAGAGGAAGUGAAAGAGAAGGAUGAAAAGGAAGAGAAAAAGUUUGCACCUGGUUGGUAUGGGAAGGGGCUUAGAAAAGGCAUGAAAAAGAAAACAAGGAUAUGAUGAUGAAAAGUCAAAAUUGCUGUUGAAGAUUCCCUACUUUUUAGUGAGAUCCUUGUGAAUAUGAAUUAAAGUGUAGAAAGAAAUCAUUGACAAUAGCAUAUUAGAAAGCAUCCUUUUUUUUUCUUUUUUUGCUAGAUAAGCACAAUUUUUUUUCAAGGAAUAGAAAGUGAAAGUCCAUAGAAUAGGCACAAAACUGAACUGACUUUGAUAAGGAAAAUAAUGAAGCCAAAGAUUUUGUAUAUUCCUUCAAUACCAUAUAAUUUUCCUAACUUUUCUCAUGAAAGAAAUUAUUGCACUUUAUUUUUUGUUUUCUUGACAUAAUAUAAUGAUUUUCUGUAAAGAUAUGCACAGAAAGGCAUUGACAAUAACGAAGCACUAAAAUAAGGAAUAAAAUACUCAGAGUGUGGUAUAUCAACUUGUUUUUUAUGGGAUAUGCUCUUUUUGCAAGUACAGCAGAAGUAUAUUAUUGUAAACAGUCAGUCUUAAAGGUCAGUUUAGUAACUUCCAUUAGGUUCUGUGAUUUACCUAGAAUUUUUUUUAUGAUGUAACAAUAAUGUUUUAGUUGUGAAUUUACUGUAAUUUCAUUUUAUGCUCAUUUUUUUUGUUAUUGGUAGAGAUUGGAUGUCUUUCAUUCCUCACAACUAAUGUAAAUUUCUUAUACCAAUUGAAUGCUUUUGUCUAAUUUCCUUUACAUGAGUUUUAAUUGAUUUUUAGGAAUUUCUCUCCUAAAUUCUUUAUUUAAUGCAGAAAUCCUGUAUUUGGUUUGAAAGUCUCAUAAAACAUGUUUUUAUAUUGGAUACUGGCCUACAAGUUUUAAAGGUAAGGUAUUCUCAAGUAUUGUUUAUUUUCAUGUAUGCAUAUAUUUUUGGUAUUCAGAAAUAACCACUAAUGAUUCUUACCAUCUUUUUGUGUUGAAAGUUGUUUGCGUAUAAUUUUGUAUUUGUCAAUUGCAGGAGAGUACGUAUUUACAAAUUCAUGAUUUUAAAACUGUUCAUGAUUUAUGUUAAUCAAAAUGUGCUUUCUCUCUCUCUCUCUCUCUCUCUCUCUCUCUCUCUCUCUCUCUCUCUCUCUCUCUCUCUCUCUCUCUCUCUCUCUUGUGGAUUCAUAAUUUUGAAGAUUCUUGAUUUGAAUGAUGUAAAUUGAAUAUUUAAGUGAAAACUGUGAUUUGCAUAUAGUAUUCAGUGCUGUACUUUGCAGUUUAAUUGCUCAGAUGUCUACUGUUUGGACAUGUGUUGAAACCUCCCUGCUACUGUUUGAAUCAUAAAAAUGAUUGUGAACUUAAUGUGUGUAGGGUACCACAUGUUAUUAGUGAAGGGAUGUUUCAGAAGUGAUGAUGGUAAUAGUACUCUAUUAAUAAAUGGGUAGUACACUUCUGGAACGGAUAGCAAGGGAGUGUUCAUUUAUUUAAAUCAUAGGUUCAUGUAGAAUUAUUUAAACCAAACUUAUGUGGUGCAGAACGUUUGUAUAACUCAAGGAAUAAGAAACUUGAGUACGUAAUUGUAUAAUGUAGUCUAACACUAGGUGAUAGUUUACCGAAUUCCUCACAAUCACUGCCUAUAUGUAUUAAGUGUUGUGUUGUGUCCUGCUGCAGAGGUACUCAGGAAUUCUUACCUCAUUGCCAAGCACUGAUGAGAGAAAUGCUGCAGCAUCUUUGUUGCAGAAUGGGUUGCUCUUGCCUCCUGAUUGAAGCCAGUUUAAAUAGUGAUUGCUGUUUAUCAUUCCUCAUUAAUAACUUUAGCUAUUUACAAGCUACAUAUUUGUUGUGAGGAAAUAUUGUUUUAUUUAAUAAAGAAUCCAGAAUUAUGAAGCUAUACAGUACUGUACUUAGUCGAAUGGAUAUCUCAUUGUUAUGGAAAAGGCACCAGUUGCUUAAGUGAAGUAUUUUAGUAUAAUUUAGUUUUUAUAGAUUUAGAAAACUCAUUGUUUGGUGGACAAAAGGAAUAUUGUAAUUCUGUAUUUGAAUUAUUUUUUAAUGAGAAUUGAAUUAGUGGUAUGAUGUUUCAACAGCAAUGUAUAUUUCUUUUUAUGAUCACAGUUGUUGAAUGGAAGCCCUCAAGAGAAUAGGACAUACGACAGAAUUCAUAGAAUGAUCAAGAAGUAAUUGCGGGUGGGUUGCAUAAUUCUUUCCACAUUUAUUAGCAUACUAAUCUUUAUUUCUGGAGAUGCCAGUGUUCUAUUUAAUUUUGUAGACAUGUUAAUAGAUUUAGAUGCCACUGAAAGAAAUAUGAGUUACGAUACAUACAUAGUAAUUCUUGCGUAUUUCCAAUGCUGAAUCAUGUACCACUUAUCAUAUGGUGAACAGUUUAAUGAAAACUUUCUGUUGUUAGAGACCACAGCUUAUUUUAAGCAAUGUUUGUGUAUGAGUAAAUGGAAACUGCCUACUUUUUUUUUUUUAUGAUAUUCAAUUUUCGUCAUCAUUACAUACUAAUUAUGAUCACCCUGUACUGUAUGUUUGUUUUUUUCUUUAUGAAGCAAGCAUUACUAUUAUUUUACUCUUUAAUAUCAGAAUCUUUAUCAUGUUUACAGUACUGUUUUCAAAGCAGUUUUGUUCUGUCAGUCUUUGACUGUAUUUUUUGUGAUAGUUUUUAUGUUUGGUAUUAAGGAUUCCAUUCCAGGAAAUUAUGAUAACUACACAUACCAGUAUUAGCACUUUCGCUCUCAUACUUUAUCAACUUUCACUGAUAUACAAAAUGUUUAAAAAAUGACUUAACUAAUCAUUAGUCUCAUUCUCCAGACUAGGCAGAAUUACCAGAGAUAAAUGCAAUCUCAUUUUUAUUUGAAUCUACAAGUCUACAAAUAUAUCACCGGUGUAUAGUCAUAGUUAUCUUUGAGCCAUGCAUCCUAAAGCUUAUCGGGUUAAGUUAUCUUCAUAACCUUUAUUGUGUUUCCAAGACUGAGUUUGAGAAUUCAUAGCCUUUGAUAGUUAUAAAGGAUACUUUAAUGAGAUGAUUAAUCUAAAUUGCUUAACUCCCACAGGGCUGUUGAAGAGAGGAUUCAUAGUAGGAAAGAUUUUAUGUAGUUGACUGAAAAUGCUGAUGGUUUAGUGGUAAAUUAGGUCUUAAUUUGGAGGGAAAUCUUGCUAUUAGAAUGCAAAGCAACUUUAGAAUGAUGAUGAUUUUUCCAGAUUAGCUAUAGUAUAUUGAGAGGUCUUAGGAAAUGGUUCAAGGAAAGUUUUCAUACAGUAAAGAAUACAAAAGGUUCUGACAAAGGUUUGUCUGUUUCGUAGUUGUAAAGAUAAAAUUUCUGUUUUUUUUUUUAGUGUUACAAUAAUUGCAAUACUCAUUCAGAAAAUUUCUGUCAACAUAGCUUAAACUGAAUAGGUACAUUAUAGAAUACAUUAGAAACUGCAGGAAAAGUAAGUAAAUGAAGAAAUCUUUAUGCAGGGAUGUGAAAGCAUUUGUAUUUUUUCAGCUUGCUGUCAGUUUUUCAUGACAAGUGAAUUAGUUAUUUUGCUAAUCACUUCAAAUGUUAGCAGUAAAUACAAAUGCUGUACAUUCCUCAGUGCUGAUUUGUAGAAAAAUUUGUUGCUGACUAGACUAGCUUUCAUGAAUGAGGUACUAAUACAGUUGGCCCCCCCCCCGUGUUCACAUUCUCCAGAUUCAUGGACUCACGGAUUCGCGGAUUUCUCUCUGGACUAUAUCUACCCAUUAUUUGCAGAAAAUUGCCUAUUCGCAGUAUUUUUCCAUGAGAAAUAUCCAGAAAUUCCUGGUUUUUUUUAUCAAUUUCAUCAUAAAAUAAACUUUUUGUGGUAAAACAAUUUAAAGAACCAGGUAUAAAAUUUUUUUUCGUUUUUUCUGAGUUUAACCUACCAAAAUAGGCCAUUUUCAGCAUUUUUAUAGGGGUUCCAACUAUUUGCGGAUUCUAACUAGUAUUCACGAGGGGGCAUCUGGUACAUAUCCCCAGCGAAUACAGGGGGACCAUUGUAGUCAUAUUUGAUCUGACCAUUUUGUUGACUGGAAAUUGUACUUUACACAUGAAAUUAUUUCCAAGACAUUAAAAUUCAUAUCCAAAAUUAUUUUCAUGUUUCUCAGCCGUAGGGAGAAGUACUUGAGGGAACUGCUAAGAUGUUAAAAUGUAAUAUGCUGAUUGACAUCAUUGUUUGGUAAUUGGUAUAUUUUAAGUCAUAACAGAACAAGAUGAUUAAUCGUUUGUUUAUUAUUGAGUUUAGAAUGAAAAAUAUUAUUAAUCACUUUCUUGGUUGUAUUCAAAUUGAGAAUGGUAAAGGUUUUAAAAUACAGUAAACAGCAUGUCAGGGGCUAGUCAAAAAAGCUUAGCAGUACAGAAAAAAGAAUUGGAAUUUCUGUAGAUCAAAAGGAUAUACAUUGUUGGAUGACAUAUCACCAUGUAUUAAGGAAAUGCGUUAACAGGGACUUUCAGAUUUAUGUAUGAUUUAGAAAGAAUAAGGAAAGAUAUGUUUUUGUAUGUAGCUAUGUCUUUUGGGUUCUAUUGCUUUGAGCAGCACAACUUUAUUUUGAUAAUAAUGUAGUUGUGUGUUAUCCUUUUUAUUUCACAUGUCAAUUGUUUCAAGUGUUUCUUCCAUUACUGUUUGUCAAGAAAAUGCGGAUACGGUAUAUAGGACUUAUUACCAUAAUUUUUACAAUGACUGUAUGACACCUUGUAUGUUUAGUGCUCUUGACAGACUGAUAUAUACUGUAUUACAAAGUUGACACCAUUUUCUGCCUUAUCAUAAGCGUCAGUACACCGUUUCUCAUAGCAGGUCACACAUUUGAGGAAUGACCAUCACUCACUGAAUUUCAAUCAACAACUCUUGAAUAUUUAAUGCCACAGCUUACCUCAGGUAUGUACUUUUAAUUCCUGUCAACAUUGUGAAUAAUGAAUGUCAUAAUUUUAUUUUACUAGUGCAUGAGACAACUUGUUAGCCACAGAGUAGGAAACACUUGCUCCAUCACUCUCGUUAUUGGAAUGUCUUUGUUACUGGUUGCAUAGGUUUUACUCUUUCACUGCAUUCCAUCUUUCAUAUUGUAAUUAAGAUUAUAAGAAGCACUUUGAUAGGAAGAAUUCUAAAUUUCUUUUUAGAAUACAUACAUUUUUGAGACUGUGUUGGCUGCAUUUUUGAACAUUGUAAUGUGUAAAUCCAAUCACUUUUUAUACAUAUCUACUGAAUUGUGUUGAUAUCUUGUUGAAAUCAUUUUGACUACAGUUCAUGUGCAUGAUGUUUGGAUUUUUAAUGAGCUUUGUCAGAUCUAACUUCAGAUUACAGUAGUUUGCCUAACAUGGUGAUAUUUUAUCAUGGACUUUGUUUUCAUAGGCCUAAAAGUUGUCUCUUCAUUAACUGUCACAGCUUGAUAUCACUGGGAAUGAGAUUGAAGGCAUACUAAAGGUUUGUACAUAACAGAUGUGUAAAUUCUGAUCAUAAACCCUUUUACUUACACUUUAAUGCUUACUUCAGACAAACAGCCAGGUUUGAUUUCUCUUGUGUGUUGGAAUAACAAUUGUAAAGUUUACCAGUACCACUGUGUCAGUCAUAAGGCUUUUACCCUAAAGAAUUUUUUGUAAUAAGGUGAGAAUUAGGGGAAACUAGCCAACCAGGUGGGAGGAGAUCAGUAGAACAGAUGAAGUAAAAGGCAGAAAGCAGUGCAGCUAAGUGACCCUGCUAGGAACCUCAGUUUUUAGUGUACAUGUGCAGUUGUAUUGGCCGUUUUUGAUUCACUUGUUCCCUGUGGUUUUCUGGGUUUUAUUUGUGUUCAUUUGUUUUAUUGCUUUGUUUUGUGUAGCAUAGCUGUAUUUUUCACAAAUGUACCUGAUAUGCAAUGAUGAACCAUACAAUAAAAAGCAGGACUUUGUUGUAUAAUGUCAUUUAUUACUAAAUAGUUAAUAGCUGUAUUUAAUCUUAAUUUAUUUUGUACUUUUGUGUAUAUUAGCAAGUGUAUGUGAUAUACCUUAUUUUAAGAGCAAACAGUACUGUACUGGAGUGUUAAGUGUUUAUAUUUGAAAUGUACUGGUUUGUACUGCAGAUCUUAAUAUUUGCAGCUCAAAGUUGUCCAGUUUUCAUGUUUUAAUAUGGAACAAGAGGAACCAUUUGCACAGCAAUUAAUAGCUAUAUAAAUUUGUUUGGGAAAAUAGUUUUAAGAGAAAAUUGGUUUAAUGUUGUUAUUAAAUCUAGUUUUUUCAAUAGAAAUGUUUUAGAUGUCAGUAGUUUAGAGAAGGUGAUCUUAACUUUUGGCAAAAGUACAGUAAUGGUAAAAAUGGUAUCUAGCAUGUUCUUGAUUAGAGAUUUUUUUUACAGGGCUAUGGUUAAUGUCAGAUAAGUUACCACUUCUCUAGGAAAAAAAGAUGUUGAUGUAUUUCACUGAUUAUGUCUGCCUUUACCAAACAGUCAGGAGAUAACGUCAUUGUUAAUUUUCAUAUCACUCUUACUGUCUAGCAUUUUCUGUCUUUCUCUGAAGUUACCAAAAAUAAGCAUAUUUUAUUCACCUGCUGCACAUCCUGAAAAUGGUAAUUUACAUUUUAUUGGUACCAAACAAACCAUUGCCUUAGAUACCUUUACACUUCUAGUGUUGAUCGUAUACCACAUACCUUAAUGGAGGAAUAUAAUGGUAAUCACUAGGUGAGGAUAAAACCCGCUUCAAUAAGGUAAAAAAUCCUGUGUCCCUAACAUGCUACCAUCACUAUAUCUGCUUCAGGUAAAUAUGAAGCUUAGGCUUGCCCCAGUAUAAGUUUUUCAAAGCACAGUUUGUAUUCCUGAGUCAUAUUUAUUCCUGAACAUCCUACCUGUUUAUAUCUAAGAUUAGUUUCAUAGGAGGCUAAGCGGGACCAUGAUAAGUAUUGUGCUCAUCAGUGGCGUAUAGCCUCUUCCCAUCUGUAAGUGCCCAAAUUUCAGUUAACAGAGAAUGAAAAAUAGUGGACAUAAAUUCUGUAAAGAAAUCUUUCUUGUAAUCAGAAUUGCUAAUAUCCAGUUGAAAACAUCUCUCUUUGGGAACCCAGAGUGAAUUUAUCUAGAUGACAGAGUUGUGGGACAUGACAAAAGGUAGAGUUUUUUGUGACAAGAAGUGUUUGGAGUUGGGUGAAAUUACCAAAGAUUUCAUGGUAGGAUUAAGUGUAGGUGGAGAACAAACUUCAACGGGUGUUCUUGGUUUAGAUAUGAAUGAGAAACUGAACAUUUACUGUGUAUGUGAGAAAGUUUGGAAAUACAUGGCUCACUCCAUUUGUGCUGGAUGAUUUAAAUAAUAAGAGUCAAUUAGAGAUUGUGUAUUUGAUUUGAAUGGUUUGUUGGAGAGUAUGGAAAUAAGAUUACCAUGUGGAAAUAUAUUCUAAGAGGACUUGCUGGGAAUAUAUAAACCCUCCCCCAAAAAAAUUGUUUACAUGGGAUGGAGAAUAUGGUGAAGAAAAGGGUUAACUAGUUUUUUUAUGUAUUUGUAUGUAGUAAUAGAUUGGAGAACUAGAUAUGGAUGUAAUGGUGAGAAGAGGUUUAGCUGAAGAGUUACCAUAGUGUCUUUCUUGAAGUAAAGACUCGUGUAGAUUGGCGUUUACAAAGUUGUCACAAAGUUCUUAGUUGUACCAAAGGGGACACAUGUCAUCAUCUAGGGAAGUCUUCUUUAUUAAAUGUAUGUGGUCAAUGCUUUGAACCAAAGAUUAAGGCUACCUAAGGUAAUUUGUUUGUAUCAACAUAAAUUUUGUAUGUAUUUCCACGUUCAGUUCAUAAGAUUAUUUUUUUCAUUACAUACUGUAUAGUUAUUGCUUAGCCUGUUUCUAUGUAUGGGAACAUGUUCGCUGCAAUUAUUCCAAAGUUUUUUUCGUUGUAACACUACAGUACUCUUAAAUGUAUUGUUUUGUUCCUUAUUUCGCAUGAGGAAAUUCCAUUCCUAAAUCUUAAUAUUGUAUUAUUGAAACUACUGAAGGAACAAAUUUAUGCAGUAAGCUUUUCCUAGUUUUUUUUAAGCAUGGUUCUUCUAUCUUUCCAAAUCUCCCAGUCAAGAGAAUAAAUGAGUGGGAUUCAUAGGACUUUUUGCUUGUUUUUAUGGCCACAUGAAUAAAGUCCAUUAUCAGACAUGACCUCUUUCAUUGAGUGAAUACAAGAAUUAUUAGUCUCUAAUGAAUUAUGUAUAGUUAAGUAAAAAAAAAAAAGCAGAUCAGUUAAUUGAGGAUCUUAGUUCUAGAUGGCUGGAAGACUUUCAGGGGUGAGGAUUGUGUCAUAUCAAGUGCUAAUAAGAUAGUAGCCUCUUCUUUUCUAUGUCAUUUUGACUUACAAGGAGUAUCGUAUAAUAGUUUUCAUGAUGUAACAAAUUACAUUUACAAAUUGAAGAAUUAUACCGAUUCACUUUAAUAUUAACGUUCUAGCAGUGAAUUAAGAGCCAUGUACUUUCCAGAAAUUAAUAAUUUAAUUUUAGAGUAGCCAGCUGCGGUAGUAAAGGAUGCUAUAAAACAGUUUUUUCAUUGUUACAAAAUUAUUCUAGAUUGUUAUGAUGGUUUCUUAUAAUUAUUGUAGUUGCUAAAAUAGCAAAUUUUCAAUCUUUGCUGCUGUGGGUGAAGAGGUUUUCAGGAAGUAUCCUUAUUCAAAUUAACAUGGUUCUGACAGAUUUCUAAAUGUUCACAAAGAUCUGAAAAUGAAGUAACGAUUGUUUGUAGUUAAUGAAGACACUCGCUGUAUCACUAAGUUGAAUGUUUAUUCUUGGUACUCUUAAUAUCAUACGUUAAUAUGAAUAUGAGUGGUAAAAAUGUUCUGUUGCAACAGAAUUCCAUCUACUAAAAGGAGCCCAUAAAAAUGCCAAAAUAUAGAAAGCAAGUACUAUAUUUUAGAGACUGCUUUCCCUCUCUUCAGGUGGGCAAUGAAUGAGAAAAGUUACAGAAAAGGCGGUAUGUAUACCAAGAGGUCCGUCCACAUGUAGCCAUUUCAAGAUGCCCCCAUUGAUAAUUCCUCUUUAAUCUUCUCAAGCGUUGGUUGAAGGAAAAUUUUAUCUAAGCUAUCUGAAUCUCAAGCACCUUUGAGAUGUUCAUUACUUGUCUUUGUUAGUCAAGGCUGACUAUCAUCUGGCUUUUGCACCGGCAUUUGCUGCUAUAAAUUAUAUGUGACAUAUUCCAGUCUAUU